UAAUAAUCCCUGACUAGGUUGUUUACAAAGUGAACUGCUCACCAAACAAAACUCAUAUAACACGUGACCUUCACGUGCUCAUAAUAGACGAUAUAUUUUUCUCCGUACCAGAGGCCUGAGCUAUAUAGGAAAUCUCCUAUUUUGUCCCUUCAUUCCACACAUGAUGAGAAACGCGUAUUCUGGUUUGGCUGGCUUGGCUGGCUUGGCUGGUGGGGCUGGUAUUGCUUCGUACUUCUGGGGGUUUGGCAGCGGCACCAAGACCGAAUCCGCCUCGGUCCCGAUUGUCGUCGGCAAGAACGGCGGCAACGUUCCGUUUGAUCCCGCCUCGGUAAAGCCGCAAGAAUACUUCAAGUACGGGUUCCCGGGCCCAAUCAAUGAUUUACUGAACCGUUCCGAGUUCAUCUCCUGCUACAAUCGUAUCACCAGAAACCCGCACUGGGUCUUGGAGCACAUUACGGCGCAAUCCAUCAAGUCGCAAAAGAACCCGAACGGAGGCAACCUUGUGGACCGCAAGAAGUCGGUAUUCAAGGAGGACGAGGCGAUCCCCCAACAGUUCAGAGGCCGUUUGAAGGACUACUUCAGAUCUGGCUACGAUAGAGGCCACCAGGCGCCCGCCGCCGACGCCAAGUUCGACCAGAAGGCUAUGGACGAGACCUUCUACUUGUCCAACAUGUCGCCCCAGGUCGGUGAGGGGUUCAACCGCGACUACUGGGCUCACUUUGAGGACUUUGCGCGCCGAUUGACCCAAACCUACAGUGACGUCCGGAUCAUCACCGGCCCACUCUACUUGCCUAAGAAGGACCCAGUAGAUGGAAAGUUCAGGGUGACCUACGAGGUUAUUGGUAACCCGCCAAGCAUUGCCGUUCCCACCCAUUUUUUCAAGGUCAUCGUGGGUGAGCAUGCCGGUAGCCCUAACGUUGCCGUGGCAGCCUUUGUUUUGCCGAACGACAAGAUCGACAACUCCACGCCGUUGCAGAGCUUCCAGGUCCCAGUAGAGGCGUUGGAAAGAUCCUCCGGGAUGGAAAUCAUGCAAAAGUGGCCUGUCGAACAGAAGAAGGACUUGUGCAAGGAGGUCAAGUGCGACAUUAUCGUGAGAGAGUUUCCGAAGCAGAUUGCCGCCCCAAAGGAACGUUUGGCCUUGCCCCCUCCAAGAAACUAAGCUUGACCUUCGGAGUCUUGGGUUAUGUUGAAGCAUGAAUUGUAGCGCGUUGUGCUAGUUGAGGUGUAGUUUAUUCUAGAACAUCUACAGAGAUAUGGAGGUAGCUUGAGACUGUACUUUUGCUCAAUACACAUUUUGAUAUUUACGCAGCUACAUAUUUGCGAGUAGAAACUGAGAGCCAUCUUUUAAU
Molecule: messenger RNA, 1349 nt
Organism: Babjeviella inositovora NRRL Y-12698
Lineage: Eukaryota; Fungi; Ascomycota; Pichiomycetes; Serinales
Product: ribonuclease
Exons: 1
Coding region: 161-1159 (332 amino acids)
Biological process (GO): apoptotic DNA fragmentation
Cellular component (GO): mitochondrial inner membrane; nucleus
Molecular function (GO): single-stranded DNA endonuclease activity; RNA endonuclease activity; nucleic acid binding
Source: RefSeq, a predicted model, not a curated record